AUGGCUGGGGGGACCUCACACCGAUCCACGCUUAAAAAGGACCAUAAGCGGUUCAAGCUGCGGCACCUGACCAAAGGUCAGCUCAAAAAUGAGCACAAGGGUAAGGUGGAAAAGACCGCCGCCGGCAAUAAAGGCCGAAGUCGCCCUUUGUCUAAAAUCGAAAGACGCAACCUCGCCAAACAGUUGAAGCAAAACAAGAUCGAUGACACGAAACAAAUCCGCCGGAUGUACGAUCUGGUGGAGAAGAACGUGUGUGUGAUUUCACUUACCGAAGAUGUCGAUCCCGUCGUGAUCGCACAACGAUUACUGGGCAGUGAAGACCAAUUGGCAUACCCUUCGAUCACCGUGGUGAAGAACACUCGGUUCAAGCUGACAAUGCGUUUCGUCAUCCCCGACCACUCCCUGAUGCUCGCAAUCUUGGACGCUGCUCGCGUGGCUGAUUUUGUCGUGUUUGGGUUGUCGGCCACCGAGGAAGUGAGCCCGCAAUUUGGUGAACAAAUAUUGCGUGGGGUCAUUGGCCAAGGUAUUGCUCUGGCAGUGGGGGUGCUUCCCAACUUGGUGCUGGCCUACCCCAAGCGUAACUUACAAUUGGAUGUGCGCCAAUCGCUUCAAUCGUUCUUCAACCACUUCUUCCCCGCCGAAGACAAGUUGUAUGCCUUAGAAGUGGAGCUGGAAUUGCUCAAUUGCCAACGGGUGUUCUGCCAACGCAUUCCUCAGCAGAUCACUUGGAGAGACCACCACCGCGGGUGGUUGCUUGCUGACAAUGUUGGCCACGACGGCAACCACUUGGUGUUGGAAGGGGUGGUGAGAGGUAUUGGUCUUCACGCCAACCGUUUAGUUCAUCUUCCGAACUUUGGUGACUUCCAAAUUGCUAAGAUCGAGCUUAAGGAAACUGAAUACCUUCCCGAUGAAGACCGGGAUACUUUAGAUCAAUUGAACCCUGAAGUCGAUAUGGAAGACGUUAACGAUGACAUCGAAGACUUCUACAGCGAAGGUGUUCGUAUGGAAGGGCGCCUGUAUAUUGACGCUGGCAACAACCGUCCCACUCGUCGUUUUGCUUUGCCUAAGGGGACUCUGGACUACCAAGCUAAGUGGUUGAUUGACGACGUGUUGGAGGAUGUCAGUGACGUUGAAGAAGAAUCUGAAUUCACUGGGUUCGACAACGACGACGCCAUGGAAGACGACCAAGACGUUGAAUUCGACGAUACCGCCUCCAUGGCCCCUACGGAAGCCACCGGGAUGCACAUUGAUCUUUCGCCCGAGGAGGAAGAGAGACAGCUUGCGGAGUUCCGUAAACUCGAACACGAAGACGCCGAAUUUCCCGACGAAAUUGAAUUGCACCCCAGUGAAUCGGGUAAGGAGCGUCUCGCGGCUUACCGUGGGGUCAAAUCCUUGGCUGGUUGCGACUGGGAUUACGAUGAAUUCGAUGUCGAAGCUCCUCAAGAGUGGCUGAAAUUGUUACGUGUUGGUAACUACAAGGCUACCGCCAACAAGUUGCACAAGGAUGCCGAAGCCGCCGCUCAAUGUGGCAUGGGUACCCGCGUGAGACUCUACAUCGACGCCCCGGCAGCAGUGAUGGAAUCGUUGAACCCCCAGGUUGCCCCCGUGGUCGUGUUCGGCUUGAUGCCCCACGAGAACAAGUACGGGGUGUGCAACUGGCAAUUCUCGAAGUGGGAAGACUACGAGAAGCCCAUUGCCUCCGAACAACCGCUCGUGGUGCAAUACGGGUUCAGAAGAAUCAUCAUCAACCCGUUGUUCUCGGGCCAACAGCAUCACAAGAACAACGUCCAGAAAUUCGAGUCGUUCGUCCACGACCUGGCUGUGGCCACGGCGUUGGCCCCCGUCACGUUUUCGCAGGCGCCGUCGCUUUUCUUCAAGCCCACUUCCGAAGGCUUGGGCGUGGAGUUCGUCGGGCAAGGUACUUUCCUCAACUGCGAUCACACCCGUAUCAUUGCUCAAAGAGCUGUUCUCACCGGUCACCCGGUCAAGAUUCACAAGCGGGUGGUCACGGUGCGGUACAUGUUCUUCAACACCGACGACAUCAAUUACUUCAAGGCAAUCCCCUUGUUCACCAAGCUGGGGCGCACUGGUUUUAUCAAGGAGUCGUUGGGUACUCACGGUUACUUCAAGGCUACUUUCGACGGCAAGUUGACUUCGCAAGACAUUGUUGGCAUGAGCAUGUACAAGCGGGUGUGGCCCCGUAUGGCUCAGGAGUUUACUCCGUAA
Messenger RNA from Diutina rugosa, 2226 nucleotides. RefSeq names its product Tsr1p (gene TSR1). The record is from RefSeq and is a predicted model, not a curated record. The transcript has a single exon. Gene Ontology annotation, biological process: endonucleolytic cleavage of tricistronic rRNA transcript (SSU-rRNA, 5.8S rRNA, LSU-rRNA); ribosome biogenesis; maturation of SSU-rRNA from tricistronic rRNA transcript (SSU-rRNA, 5.8S rRNA, LSU-rRNA). Bases 1 to 2226 code for a protein of 741 amino acids. Gene Ontology annotation, cellular component: nucleus; preribosome, small subunit precursor. NCBI's taxonomy places the organism in Eukaryota, Fungi, Ascomycota, Pichiomycetes, Serinales, Debaryomycetaceae. Gene Ontology annotation, molecular function: U3 snoRNA binding; GTP binding; GTPase activity.